CAGGACAUCCUGUCCGCCCUGCUGCAUGCUGCUGUGGAGUCGGCUUCAGCGGCGGCGGCGGCGGGGGGUACGGCACCGCUCACGCCGCCCCUGCGGACGGCAGCACCGAAGACGUCAGACAUGUCGACCUCACUCCAGCAGCGGCAGCAGCAGUUGACACGUCAGUUGGUGUUGGACAUCGUACAUUCCGCUGCCGAGCUGCAACGCCGUGUUUCCCUAACCACCACCACCGCCGCCGCCGUCGCAUCAGCUGAGGGCCGCGGCCUUUCCUCCUCCAACCGCCAGCAUUCUUUCGCCGCCGCUCCUGCCCGCUCCACGGCCGCAUCGGCCCCUCCAGUCAGGCUGAGUGCGAGGAUGCUGGAGGGCCUAGCAGCAGCACAGGGGCUUGUGGACCAACAUUGGGAUGAGAUUCCCAUGCAGGGGUUGCUGCAGUACGGCUCCGAUAUGGAGACGUUGUGCGGCAGUGUCCCACGGGUCGCUGCGCUCGCGGAAUGUGCCAUGCUGCUUCCUGCUCUGAGAGAUGUACGGCAGGGAUUGGAGCAACUCCAACAACAGCUAAGCCCCCUGCAGCAACAACAACAACAAGCCGCAACGAAGGCCCCCCUCUCCGCCGCCUCCUUCAACCCUGACUUCAACUCCGCCUCCGUCGGCAAAUCCUGG
Astrephomene gubernaculifera is the source of this 660-nucleotide messenger RNA. The record is from the annotation of a GenBank genome assembly. NCBI's taxonomy places the organism in Eukaryota, Viridiplantae, Chlorophyta, Chlorophyceae, Chlamydomonadales, Astrephomenaceae.